This is a messenger RNA of Oryzias latipes (Japanese medaka), 3195 nucleotides long. Its product is annotated as phosphoinositide 3-kinase regulatory subunit 5. Gene Ontology annotation, molecular function: 1-phosphatidylinositol-3-kinase regulator activity. Gene Ontology annotation, biological process: G protein-coupled receptor signaling pathway; positive regulation of MAP kinase activity. The record is from RefSeq and is a predicted model, not a curated record. NCBI's taxonomy places the organism in Eukaryota, Metazoa, Chordata, Actinopteri, Beloniformes, Adrianichthyidae. Gene Ontology annotation, cellular component: phosphatidylinositol 3-kinase complex, class IB.
UCCUGUUUUGCAGCAGACUCUUUCUUGACUGUGCAGUUGGAGGGUCUAUUUUUGAAGAGCAGCAGCAGCAGCAGGAGGAGGAUGUGGUCUCUGAAAUGUUUACCUCAGCUGGUGCCACUCCGCUCUGGCUGACCUGAGAUGAUCUGGACACUGAUAACUGCUGGUGUGGGAGCUUUGGACCACGGAAGACCAACAGACGGACAGACGGCGUGGACUCACAGCUGGUUGUCCCAUCGGUGGAUGCAGGGAUGUUUCAGCAGGCGAUGGAGCAGAGUUCAUGCACCGAGGACCGUAUCCAGCAUCUCCUGGAGCGCUGCCUCUACCACUUGAAUCUCAACUCACCUGACAGACACAUCUGGAGGGCUGGACUGUGCAUAAGCCGCUGGUGUUUGGAGGAACUGGUGAAGAGAGAUCCCCACAACUUCCUCAUCGUUCUACAAAAAAUACUGAGGAAAACAGAGGAGGUCCUGGAACAGAGUCAUCAUGAGCUGGUGGUGCCCCUCACUCUCCUGUUCUCCUCUGCUCUUCUUAGAAUUCCUUACAUGCCUCCAGAGUGUAAUAUGCUGCAAGAGGCUUAUCGGCUCUUCCACAGGUUUCUCUCCUGGCCUGAGCCAUGUAGCUCCGCCUCCAAACGCCUGCUGAGCAUCAUCCAGCAGGAGCUCCGGGCACCAGGUAUUUCGUUUCAGCGGAUGCUCCGGACAGAGCAGGACAUUCCCCACGACAACACCCACUCUAAAUCUAUUGUGGUGCUGCUGCUGAACCCAGAUGAAGACAUCCCUCCAGAGGUCCAGCUGGCUUCUGAGCAGCUGAGCAAAGCCUGCAGCUCCCCUAGAGACAUAGCAAUCACUCUGAUCCUGCACAGCUUUCAGGCUGUUCUUGGUGCAAAACAUGAUCUCCAAGCCGUCCACACUGCUCUGGAGGAAAAGCCGACUGAGGAGCUGCAGCAGCUUCUGAAGGCCAUAACUGACAGAAUGGAGACUGCAGCCUCUGCAGGGGAUCACAGGACCGCCAGAGAAGGUCUGAUCCAGAGCAUGGAGAGGAUCAGUGAAAGCCUGGCUGCUCCGGCUGCAGGGACUGACCGAACAGAGCGUGAUUUUGAGACUUUCGAGGUGACCUCACCCAGAUGUCACAUGUGUUUGUGGGAGGACGAGAGCUUUGAUUUUCUGAGCGGCAUUCUUGCGAGUGAUUACUGCCCUGAUUGUCCAGUGGAGAGCUUCCUCAAAGCAGCAGCAGCAGAUGAGGAAGACCAUAUCGACACCAGUAUGGACGAGGAAGAUGAGCUGGACUCAAACACGGUUGAGGUCCAAAGCUAUCGCAUCUCCUCAGCAUCCUCUUCUUCCAGAGACUCCACACUUUCCAGCCACUCUCUGUCCUCCAGCUGGUCUGUGCCAUCCGCCUCAUCGGGGGUGGAAAGUGACUGUGGUGACGACCCAACGCCGGAGGACUCGGACAAACCCAGCCAACCAGAACCUAGAAAGAAACCCAAGAAGAAGUCCAAGUCGCUUUUGGGAAUAGAACGAUUUGCCCUGCUUUUCAAGACUCCCAUCAGCCCCAGCAUGACCCGGCGUGCGCAGAGCAUGGGUUUCUUCGACAUCAACAAAGACUCCCAAAGAAGUGGGUUGCAGCUCAAUGCCCAGAAGUCCGUCACACGACCAGCUCGCUCUCCGCAUCCGCCCACACCUCCAACAGAACCGCUCAGCUCUCAGAGGAACCUCUGCGUCCGCAGACGGCCCAUCCUGAGCUGCAGCGAGGACAGUCUGUCAGAGGUGCCCACCCUGGUCAAGGUGGUGAUGUUCGGUGGAGACAGAGAGGUGGGCAGGCUGGCCAGAGCGUACUGUGAUUUACAGCAGAAAGAAAGCAGAUGUCCUCUGCUCACCAAGAUGUGCAAACUGCAAUUUUACUUUGUUCCUACCAAACGCAGAACUGACAGACACUCAGAGACGGCCUUGAGCAAACCAACUGGCUCUGUGGAGUCCGAUGUUCCUACAGGGGAGGAAGGUUCAACAGACGUUUGUCAGAUGUUGGGCAUGAUGGAUCCCUGGUACGAACGUAAUGUCGUCAGUCUGCUCAGCCUGUCAUCUGAAGUGCUCUGUCAGGUUGCUCCUAAAGAGGACCGUGUGUCCAGAAACAAGACAGAACGUCUCGCCCUGCUGGCUGACAUGGUGCUCUAUUACUGCAGACACGCAGAGCAGCCGCUCCUCAUGCAGCUCUACCAAGUUGAGCUGACUCUGGCUGGAGGAGAGAGGAGACGGGAGGUUUUUAUUCAUUCUCUGGAGCUGGGACACACAGCCGGAACCCGAGCCCUUAAAUCCAUGGGAGCUGCCGGCAAAAGGUUUGGAAUCGAUGAGGAGCGGGAAGCUGUGCCUUUGACGCUGAGCGUCACCUACAACAAAGUGGCUAUGAGUAGGAGGACCCAAAGGGUCCACAGAGAAGUGGUGUGCACGUCCAUCAAUCUUUACAAAACCUGCCAGGAAGCGGACCUACUUGAUUUAAAAGAUGGUCUGCACAUGACCAUGACUGAGGUUUUGAAGAGGCAGUGCUCCAAGUCUAAGAAGAGCUUCAACCAGCUCAUCUUAAUAUCAAAAGCAAAAGUGGUCAACGUGCAGGUUAUCGCUGGAAAUGAUGGAACCACCUUUACUGUUUGUCUGGAUCAGGACGAAAAGAAGUUUAUCCAAGGUGUCACCAGGUGUGAGGUGUCCCUGUGCUGUAAAUCUGGAGCCGGGUCAGACUGGACCUCCUACAAGCCGUUCCCAGGCCAGGUACAGCCUGUGGAGCCGACCUACUGCUCUCUGCUCUGCCUUCCCAUCACCUGUUUCUCUGCCUCGUGUCCAUGACGUACACCGACUGUAUUCCAAGAAAAGAGAUCAGUAAAAGGAACUUAGAUGUUUAUUUAUUUUAGGCUUUGUUUGCAAAUCUAGGACGGCGUCACACUCAGGAGGAUGUUCUGGUGACAGAAAAUCCAUUUUCCAUCAUGGUGGCUUACUCCUUUUAGGAAUAACAAAUGUCACUAAUCUUCAUCAGAAGAAAACUUCUGCUUUUAGGUACAAACAUGUGUACUGUUGUUUACAUUUUGGCAAUCAAGUUCAAUAAAAUUAGUUCAAAAGUACAUCUAUUUUGAUAAUGUGUUUUUAAAAAAGGAAUCAAAUUGCUUUUUGUUGGUCUGAAGUUUAAAUAAAAUGAUGCCUCGUUUCUGUG